This is a messenger RNA of Arabis nemorensis, 1560 nucleotides long. The record is from the annotation of a GenBank genome assembly. Lineage: Eukaryota; Viridiplantae; Streptophyta; Magnoliopsida; Brassicales; Brassicaceae.
AUGCCUUCUCCUCCGGCGCCGGAGACGGUGGUGAGCCAUCGUUUCUUAGCCUUUCUUAUCUGGCAAUCGAUACCUUCAUCGGUUAUCUUCAUCUUCUUCAACCUCUUCCUCUUCUCAAGCACUUCAAUCGUCUCCUUUCUCUUCACUUUCCUCGUCUUCCAAUCCUCGCAGCUUCUUUUCUCCGUCUCACUAGCUCUCCUAUCUUCUCCGACCCCAGAUUCUCCUCUCUCCGUUCUCCAAUUCGCUCUCGGACUUCUCCGUCACUUAUCCGAUCCGGAGUUUCGCCGCCGUGCUCGCGUAUCCUUGCGAAUCGUGCUCUUCGUCUCCGCUACUUCCCUCGCCGGAUUCUGCUCCGCGGCUGUGUUUUGCUUCUCGAGUGAUUCGAUUGGUGCGAUUGGAAGAAUAGGGUUUAGGGGAUUUGUGACUGGGUUGCUUUACGCAGUGCUUUUCGUUCUUAAGCAGAGAUGGGUAUUAGAGUUUCCUAUCAUUCAGCGUCCACCGUUCUUCAGCUUCAAGAUUGGUCUUCCUUCAGCUUUUACACAAGCUUUGAAGCUAUCAGGUGUGUUGUAUGUACUGUCGACAAUAAUGCUAUUGUUUCUGCUAGAUUGGUCUGGUGGGCUUGUGUCUGUAUCGAGAUUCUUGGUUGAGCAAGUCAUAUCUUAUGCGGGCAGUUUCUGUCUGAUUCUCUCUUGGGAAGUGACUCACCAUAUACAUCAGGUUCUGCACACAAAACGGUUCAGUUUUGCUCCUCCAAAAGGAUCUGCUGCAGCAGAAACGAAUCCAAGCGAGCCGCUUCUUGCUGCAUUAGAGGGUAGUAGUCCAGGUUCACUCGAGCAGUCUCUUGCAUAUCUUGAUCUCUACAUGGUGUCGCAGAAUCAUGUCGACACAUGGCGUCGUGCUGCCUUCUUCGAGGAGUCCAGCGAGACUUACAAAAGAGUAAUCACUCUAUGCUUGAGGCCUUUAGAAGAGCUUGCAUCCAAGUUAUCUGUUGGGCUAGACCAGACCUUUACCGAAAAAGGCUAUCAGUCACCGCUCCAACAGCCAACCGAGUCAUAUAUCGAUCCUAAAUUUGGCGAAACACUCAAGUCUUUUCAGCUAUAUGCAUGGUGUGCUCAAACAACUGCAUCCCUAACUGCAAUCUCUCACAAAGAAGACAGGCUUGGAGUAGCACAACUCUCUGGUGGGAACGCCGAUGUUGUCUCAACGCUUCUAUCUCUUUUGCUAGCUGUUGAAACGUUUAUGGGGAAGAAGACCAAUCUGCAAUCGCCUCAACAACUUAUGGGACCUGCUAGUAUCAAAUGGGCGACCUCGAGUAUGAUCAGAAAAGAUGUUAAGCCCAUCAAAAGGAGAAAUGGGGCGAUUUACUCCUACGCGUACGCAGCUACAGAUGUUUUGAGGAUAUCGAUAUACCAGAUUCUUUCUACAUUCCGCGAUGAGAUGCUCAAGAGUGACAGAACCGGGCUUCUUGGCAGAGAUUGGAUUGGAAGCAAGAAACCGUCUUUCGGAACAAACGAAAUGUUGCUUCAGAAGCUUAAGCUCUUCCUCGAGUUCCAAGCUUAA